This is a messenger RNA of Brassica napus (rape), 1143 nucleotides long. Its product is annotated as B3 domain-containing protein At5g60130-like. The coding region runs from base 92 to 970 and encodes 292 amino acids. The transcript has 4 exons. Gene Ontology annotation, molecular function: DNA binding. The record is from RefSeq and is a predicted model, not a curated record. Lineage: Eukaryota; Viridiplantae; Streptophyta; Magnoliopsida; Brassicales; Brassicaceae.
UCCCAAGAACUUAUCUCCUCUUCACCCUCCAAAAGAAACUCUCUUCUUCUUUUUUUGGAAGCGAACGAAGAUCAGCACAAAGAGACACACAAUGAAGAAAGGUGAUUCUUCUGGUGAUCGUCUCCCAAAGUUCUUCAAAGUGUACUUACCCAACGACUCAGGAGACGAUCUGGAGAUACCUGUCUCGUUCAACAGCUGUUUACCGAGCUCUGUUCCUAAGAGCGUAACCGUUACAAACAUCAACGGACACGUCUGGAAACUGAAGUUGAGGAAACUUAGUGGCGAUCCUGAGAAGUUCUCUAUGGUUGAUGGGUGGAAGAGGAUCGUCAAGGACGAAGAUCUGAAAGGAGGAGAGUUCUUGGCUUUCGAGUUCGAUGGCUCUCGUCUCUUCAACUUCUGUGUUUACGGCCAAGCCACGUGUAAAAAGCUUGGUAAGUCCGCAGAGGUUGAUGAUGAUGAUGACGAUGAUGAUGAUGUCAUUGUUAUUGAUGAUGAUGAUGAUGAUGAUGAUGAUGAAGAUGAUGAUGGUGAUGAUGAUGAGGCUGCUGAUGAUGAGGAUGAUGAUGAGGAUGUGGAUGUUGAUGUUGAGGCUGAUGAUGUCGAUGAUGGUAUGGAGACUGAUGAUGGUGAUGAACAUAGGCAGCUUCUGGAUGAUCCGGAUAGCCCGUCCUUUACUGUGAUCCUUAACCCGAAGAAAAAGAGCCAACUGCUCAUCCCAUCUCACAUUAUGAAAGACUACAACUUACACUUUACUGAGAGAAUAACUAUCGUCGACCCGCUCGUGCCCAAGUUCGGGACGUUGGAGAGGAAAAUCAAGCUUCAGGAUAACGGAUGUCUGUUUGUCAAGGGCUUUGGAAGUGUCUUCAGAAGGAACAACGUGAAGACUACUGAUACGAUUAUAUGCGAGGUGAAGAAGAAUGGCAAUGAUGUAGCUCACAUUCUCAAGGUCCACAUUGUUAGGGGAUUAUGAUGAUGACUCUCUCUCUCGGUUUAUGUAUGUGGCUUUGUGAGUCUUGUGGGCAUGUGUUUGUGUGUUUUUAGCACCGUAUUAUGUAAGGAUGCUUUUAUGAUUUGGUUUUAUAGCUAUGGAUUGUGUUGUUUGAGAUGUUUGCAACUUAACUAUGGUUAAAGACGUUUUCUAUA